ACGCUUUGUUUUUCAUGUUUAUAUUUGCUACUUGCGUAGGAUCAUACACACAUAUUAGGGGACCCUAGUGUAUUCUGAGUAUAAUCAAUCCAAAAAUGCGGAAAAAUAGAGCCCUUCAUUUAAACCUAAUGGGCUCCUACAAUUUAAUCGGUAGAUCCACCUAGCGUCUUCUCUCAGAAGAAUACUAUCGAUAUCUGCCUUACGGGGGCGCAAUUUCAUUUGUCUUAUACCCCAGACUGUGAGUGCGUCACAAUUGUUGCCAUGUUGGGCUUUAAUAUGUCUGGCUAAGGGAUUGUCAGCUUGAGUUCUUAUGGAGCUGAUAUUUUUACUGACACGUCGAGGCAGUUUCUGAGUUGUUGUGAUUUCUAUUACCCUGGAGUUUUUGUUGUUAUAUUGUGCUCUGUGAGCUCUCUGAAUCCCGGGCUCCCACAGGGCCACUCUCACAUUACUGUAGACGCCCACAUGUAUUUCUCAUAGUUCAGUCUCUUAUCUGUCAUAGGACAUUACACCCUGAACAGAGGAGAGGACGGCAGCUCCAAUGGCUGAGAGCACAGAUCUAGUGGAAAUUAGAGGGUUAAAAUCAUCUUUGGGAUAUUUCAAGGCAAAUGAACUCUUAUCAAUAAAUCAGAUAUAUCCCAGGUCGGAGAACAGACGGUUAAAUUAUGCAGGACAGAAAAUGAAGUUCAGCAUAGAGGGAGUCAGAUCUGAUUUAUUCCUCCGUCUUCCAGUAGAGUUCCCUGUCACUCGUCUCCGGCACACCACCACCUGGACGGCAACAGAGGACAUUCUAGCCUCACAAUCCUUCAUAGGAAGACAACAUGAUAGAGAAGAAUUUAUGGACCUUUCCUUCUGGGGUGCGGAUAUUCCUUCCAGUGACAUAGAGAAGGCUCGAGAAGACGUUUACACUUAUGUCCAUGGAAAUGUUCCUCCAGAGGAGGCAGAAGAAUACAGGGGAGAAAUAACACGACAAUUCGCCAACUCUCCAGCGUUUGAUAAAGAAGCUUCUCGCUACGGGAACUUUACCUUCUCCCUCCCGUUCUCUGACCUCCUGUCUCUGUAUAAAUCCCAAUUCUGUAAUAAAGAGGAGCCACAGCUCAGUAUAUUGGGCACUGAUCUCUACAAGCAGGAGAUUGUUCACUAUGUGGUCGUCCAUUGUCCUGAUGAAGCUCGUUUUAUGGACCUCCCAAGGGUUCGUAUUCUCCAGACCAGAGAAGAAGAAGAACCUCUUCCCUGUGUCUACUGGAUGGGGGAAACUCUGUACUGGAGACCUGAAUCCACUUCAGCUGAUCUGAAAGUGUUAUGUAAAGAAGGUCACAUCAUAGCAGGUCACUGCGAACCACAUUGUGGCUGGUUUACCGACCGGGGGCACUGUUGCCAUGGAGUUGCAUGUGUGUGGAACCAUCUGGUCUUUGCUUUCCAUAUCCCCGAUGGUCGUGAGUUAGAGAUUCCUGGGCAGAAGCUCAUUGAUAACCUGUCCGCCUGUAAUGCUCUGAAGCCAUUUAUGAAAGAUGAAAAACUGGAAAAACCUGAAGCAGAAAAUAUUAUCAGAGACAUGAAGAAGCGAUACGGAGGAGCAGAUGACUGAUCAUAUAUUACUCAAUAACGUAAUGUUUUUGUCUAUUUUAGUAUAAAAUGGUUAGUUAUUGGUAGACUUAAAAUAGACAACAUAUAUAUAAUAUAUACAAAUAAAAUAUCUAUAGUGAUGAGCGGCAGGGGCCAUAUUCGAAUUUGCAAUAUUUUGUGAAUAUAUGGAUGAAUAUUCGUCCUAUGUUCACGAAAUUCGCAUAUUCGCUAUAUUCGUUCUUAUUUUUUUUCAUGCGAAAAUUCGUAAUGAAAUUCGCAUUGUGCGCACGCGCAAUUAUAUCUCACCUAAAUGAAGGGAGGGAUCAGUGUCCAGUCUGGAAGUGCCGAUAGUUGCAUAAAAAUUAGCGUAAAAAAAAUAUUUGUCAUUACGAAUAUAUAUCACUAUAUUCUAAAUAUUCGCGAAAUCGCGAAGUGCAGAUAUUUGUGGUAAAAAUUAGCAUUUCGAAUAUUCACACUCAACACUAAAUAUAGACAUAGAAUAUAUAUAAUAAUAGACAAGAUAAUGUAUACAUAUAUAAUAUCUAUUAUAGUAACCACUAGGUGAAGUGCUGUAUACAGUUAUACUUAUUUCCUCACUUCACUUUAGUCUCAGCUUUAUUUUAUUUCUAUUCUCCUGGUUUUGUGUUGUUUUUAUAAUCCUGUGAAAAUCAUGAAAAUAAUCAAUAGUUGUGUUUCCCAACCAUGGGCUCCAUCUAUUCAAUGUGUACCAACUGAAGGCACCCAAUGGUUACUAGGGUGAAGAUAAGGGUGGGCAGGUGUGAUUGUGGGUUGGUGAGAAAGAUCUAAUUACACAUUGUAUUUGCCUGAUUUUGUGCUAUACUUUACCUAACUGUGUGUUGUGUUAUGCACGUUUGUUUUCCUUUAAGCAAUAAAAAGUUAG
Molecule: messenger RNA, 2464 nt
Organism: Hyla sarda
Lineage: Eukaryota; Metazoa; Chordata; Amphibia; Anura; Hylidae
Exons: 1
Coding region: 539-1585 (348 amino acids)
Source: RefSeq, a predicted model, not a curated record